GUAUCCUCCAACUUCUUCUCCGUCGCUCUUUGAUCCUUCGACACCGUUUCAUUUUCGAAGCUCUCCGUAGUUUUUUCACUUUAAUCGAUAUGAGAGACGACGGAGGAGAUUGCACCAAAUUUGUUGAUACUGGGAGUAGCAAGCCCAGAUCAAAAGUAGGUAAUAUUACUCAUUCUGAUCCUAACAUGUCAUCCACCAUGCAAGAUGAGGAUUUUUCCACUCGUAAUAGCAGCGCUUCUGCUUCGGCUCCUGGGUUUUUGGACCAAAACAGGUUGAGCUGUGAAGGGUCACCUAUGACCAUGUCACCAUGGAAUAAUACCACCGGUGACAACAAAGCUUCCUGGACUCCUUUUGAGGAAAAUCUCCCGCAGAAUGGACUAAUUGGUUCUCUUGUUCGUGAAGAGGGUCAUAUUUAUUCUUUGGCUGCAACUAAGGAUCUUCUUUAUACUGGUUCAGAUAGCAAGAACAUUCGUGUUUGGAAGGAGCUCAAAGAAUUUUCUGGGUUUAAAUCCAGCAGUGGCUUGGUUAAAGCGAUUAUAAUUCUUGGGGAGAAAAUUUUCACAGGUCACCAAGAUGGAAAGAUUCGUGUCUGGAAAGUUUCUCCAAAGAAUCCAAGCGUACACAAGCGCUCUGGAACUUUACCUACUUUGAAGGACAUUUUCAAAAGCUCUAUCAAGCCUAGUAAUUACGUCCAAGUUCGUAAUCAUCGUACCUCUCUGUGGAUCAAACAUUCUGAUGCUGUUUCUUGCUUGAGCUUUAAUGAAGACAAUACUCUUUUGUACUCUGCUUCCUGGGACAGAUCCUUCAAAGUUUGGAGACUCUCAGACUCCAAAUGCAUGGAAUCUGUCAGCGCUCACGAUGAUGCUGUUAACUCCGUCGUGGCAAGCAGCGACGACACUGUGUUUACAGGCUCAGCUGAUGGAACUGUCAAAGUGUGGAAACGAGAACAGAAUGGCAAAUCUUUUAAGCACAAUAUGCUUCAAACAUUGCUGAAACAAGAGUGCGCAGUUACAGCUUUGGCCGUGAACCCUACUGGUUCGGUUCUAUACUGUGGUUCCAGUGAUGGGGUGGUGAAUUUUUGGGAACGCGAAAAGCAGUUGUCUCACGGUGGGGUUCUUAAGGGCCACAAGCUUGCGGUUCUGUGCCUCUCGGCUGCAGGGAAUGUGCUGUUCAGCGGUUCAGCGGAUAAGACCAUCUGCGUGUGGAGGAGGGACGGGAGUAUUCACACGUGUCUAUCUGUGCUGACUGGGCACAAUGGGCCUGUCAAGUGCUUGGCGGUGGUUGAAGAUCACGAGCAGUCGAAACCUGGAGAUCAACGAUGGGUAGUGUACAGUGGGAGCCUGGACAAGUCUGUGAAGGUUUGGAGCGUAUCUGAGUUUGCUCCUGAUGCUAAUCAGAUGGCUAUGAUGCAACAACAGCAGCAGUAUCAGCAGGUGACUGAUAGUGAAACUGCGCCGUCCGAUGGAAGCAGCGGCAACAAUAUGUAGUGAUAAUCGCGACAACCUUGGAUCUGACGUGGAGCAGGAGCGGUAAUAAGAAGUAUUGUUGACUGGUGACACGUGGUGGGUCUGGUUGAUAUGCCCGGCUGAGCGGGUGAAAGGAGAUUGUGAUUUGUGAGGAAUUGGGUUUUGUGUAUGCGAGUGGACAUUGUGUGGUUGAUAAUUUAAUUGCUUACUACUGAGGUUGUAAGUUUACCAGCUAAAAUUUUCUCUUUUGUUUAUUUUUGUAAUUUGAUUUCAAGCGAGUUUUGCAGGGGAUUUUGUAUCAAAUGGUGAUGAUUUAAUAAAUAUGUUAUGUAUGAUC
Messenger RNA from Manihot esculenta (cassava), 1803 nucleotides. Its product is annotated as protein JINGUBANG. The transcript has a single exon. Gene Ontology annotation, molecular function: protein binding. NCBI's taxonomy places the organism in Eukaryota, Viridiplantae, Streptophyta, Magnoliopsida, Malpighiales, Euphorbiaceae. The record is from RefSeq and is a predicted model, not a curated record. Bases 90 to 1487 code for a protein of 465 amino acids.